CCUAAUCCUGAGAGUCAAAGGUGUGAUUGCAGAUUGCCUUCUUUUUCUUUCAAAAACGCUUAGCCUGAGGGGAUCAUUUCAUUUCUUUUUCCUUUUCUUUUCUUUUCCAUUUCCCAGCAUAUUUAUUUACCUUAUUUUCUUCCUCAAAAGAAGUACAAUUCCACAAAUUUUCAUGACCCCAGACUCCCACCUAUCACAUCUCCCCCCUCCGCCUCCGUCUCCGAGUCUUCUCCAACUUCACUUGUAUAGUGCUAGUAGUAGUAUUCAUAUGGAUUCACUCAACCCCAACAGGAGCAAGUUCGCUCGCACCAUCCACAAGGUCAUCCACCUCCGAACCCCUGCUAAGCUCGUCACCCACUGUGGUAAAGAUUCCAUCACUCCUCACAAAUCCAAGAAAUUUCAUCAAGAUGAUGACGCGGAUGAUGAUGAUUCCAAGCUCCGCAGCAGAGCCGUCUUGGAAGCUCUGGUCGCCAAGCUUUUUGCCUCUGUUUCUACCAUCAAGGCUGGUUAUGCUGAGAUGCAAGCUGCUCAGUCUCCUUAUGACGUCGACGCCAUCCAGGUGGCGGACAAGGCCGUGGUGAGGGAGCUCAGGCUCAUUUCCGAGCUGAAGCAGAGCUUCUUGAAGAAGCAGCUCGAUCUGUCGCUGGCUGUGCCCCAAGUCACUGUGCUGUUGGCCGAGAUUCAGGAGCAGCAGAGCCUUAUGAAGACUUACGAGAUCACCAUGAAGAAGCUGGAGUCGGAGAUGGACCUCAAGGACUCCCACAUUGAUGAGCUCAAGAAGCGGCUUCAGGAGUGUAAUCAAGGAAACAAGGUGAUGGAGAAGAGGUUGAAUUCAAGCGGCCCUUUGCCUUUUCUCGACAACCUCAAACUCUCACUCAUGAAUCCCAACCACUUCUGUCAAGUUCUUCAUUACGCCGUGAGAUCUAUCCGGAGAUUCGUGAAAUUCAUGAGCUCCGAAAUGGAGUCUGCGCAUUGGGAUAUGGAUGCGGCUGCAAAGUCCAUAGUCCCAGACACUGUGUUGGCGAAGCCAACCCAUAGAUGCUUCGCGUUCGAAUCUUUCGUGUGCAGAGCAAUGUUCGAAGGAUUCAAUUCCCCAAACUUUUCGUUGAGCGAAUCAUCGUCAGCCCCAGAAGGGAAAGGGAAACAACGGAGACAGCUCUUCUUCGAGAGGUUCAAGAAGCUCAAAUCGGUAAACCCCAUUCACUUCCUCUCCCAGAACCCACGAUCAACGUUCGGCAAAUUCGUGCGAGCCAAGUACCUGAGCCUGGUGCACGCCAAAAUGGAGUGUUCCUUCUUCGGCAACUUGAACCAACGCAAGCUUCUGAACGCUGGGUCGUACCCAGAAACCGCUUUCUUCGCCGCCUUUGCAGAGAUGGCGAAGCGUGUGUGGGUGCUCCAUGGAUUGGCAUUCUCGUUCGAUGUAGAGAUUGGAGUCUUCCAAGUCAGCCACAACAGCAGAUUCUCGGAAGUGUACAUGGAAUGCGUGACGGAAGACGCGUUCGACACCGUCGACGGCGACUUACGGGUGGGUUUCACGGUGGUGCCGGGGUUCAAGAUUGGAAGCACUGUGGUACAGUGUCAAGUGUACUUGUCUCCGGCGGCGACAGCUCCGGCUGACUGUUGAGUAAUGCCGUUUUGGAAUGUGAAUGAUUGUACAUUGGGUUCUGAAAUGAUGAAUCUCACGCGCUUUAAAGGCACGCUCCACUCAUGGAGGGACCCUUGGCUCCCACUUCUGUGUGGGGUCAAGCUCCUUCCGUUUUAAAUCUGGUGGGCUAGGAAAUAUCUAUAUAUAUAUUUUAUCAAUCAAA
Vitis riparia (riverbank grape) is the source of this 1808-nucleotide messenger RNA. Its product is annotated as protein GRAVITROPIC IN THE LIGHT 1. Gene Ontology annotation, biological process: response to red or far red light; negative gravitropism. The coding region runs from base 173 to 1624 and encodes 483 amino acids. NCBI's taxonomy places the organism in Eukaryota, Viridiplantae, Streptophyta, Magnoliopsida, Vitales, Vitaceae. The transcript has a single exon. The record is from RefSeq and is a predicted model, not a curated record.